Molecule: messenger RNA, 3415 nt
Organism: Drosophila rhopaloa
Lineage: Eukaryota; Metazoa; Arthropoda; Insecta; Diptera; Drosophilidae
Exons: 8
Coding region: 340-2652 (770 amino acids)
Biological process (GO): proteolysis
Molecular function (GO): serine-type endopeptidase activity
Source: RefSeq, a predicted model, not a curated record
UCGGUUGGAUCGGAUCUGAACGGAUCUUUACGGAUCGAAACGGAACGGAUAGGAAGCGGAUCGGUUGUUUACGUUGCCAUCGCGCAUUGGAGUUUGCGAGGCGACAUCCGACGUGGUUUAUGCUUCUGUGCGUCUGGUUCUCCAAUGUAAAAAUAAAAUUGCUCCAAUAUGUGUGCGCGAAACGGCUUCUGAAACAUUUCUAAAAAAAAUAACCCCGAGAGAUACGAAAGAUACGAAGUACGAACCAGUGCAUUUGUCAGGGUCUUUGGAUACACGGAUUCGUUACGGUGGUAUUACCGAUCGGUUUUCGAACGACAUCGAGACCAUAAGCAAUUGAGCAUGAAAGUGGUGUGCUGGAUUUUCGAAUUCCUGACGGUGGUACAACUGCUGGUCGAAACUCAGAGUGGUCAUGUGCAGGAGGCGAAGAGGGAGAUAAGGGACGCGAUGGGUCACCAUCGGCAUCAUCACCAUCACCAUCAGUAUCACGGAUCGCAUUGGGUGGACGGAAGGAGGGUGCACCGCCUCCGAGUGCCGCACCAGGAACGAUGGAGUGGGCGGCGGAGGUCGCUCAACCACCACCAGCCCUUCAGCCGGUGGUCACAGUGGUCACCAUGCGACGAGGAGUGCGUCAAGCGGCGGGAGCGGUUCUGCAAGGUGAAGCGCAAGUGUGGCCACACCAAGCACGUGGAGCAGAGCAAGUGCCGCCAUUGCCAUCCUGCGCCUCCUAUAAAGUGGCAUCAGCCGAUCAUUUUGGACGACAGCCACAUCCGCGAGAGAAACCAUCCACAGCCGCAACCACAACCACAACCGCAGCCACCGCCUCCACCACCACCACCCCAAUCGAUAAUCAUAAAUGCAGCGGCUGCGGCGUCUAGUGGACCCACCGUGGAUUAUCGAUAUACUGAAUACAAGCCACCAGCAAUAUCGGCACCAGCUUAUCCACCAACGCAUCCCCCAAUUUAUGCACCUACUUAUCCUUCUAAUCAUCCCUCAAUAUAUGCACCUGCUUAUCCUCCAACUCAUCCUCCAACUCAUCCUCCCACUCAUCCCCCAACUCAUCCUCCCACCCAUCCUCCUACUCAUCCUCCCACACAUCCACCAACUGCUCCUCCAACUCCACCUCCGAAAUCCGUGGAGUUGAUUGAUCAUGAGCCGAGAGAUCCCGGGCAGGAUAUAUACAGCGAGGAGGAAGUGGAGGAUGAAGCUCAAGAAGAUGCCAUAAGCUCCGAUGAGCAGGGUGACUUUUAUGUGCUCAAACAUCAUCGCCACAAAAGACGGCACAACCAGAGAAAGUCAUCCCAUAAAAAACGUCCAAAGGAAGACUAUGAUGACGAUGACUUUGUGGACUUUAGCGAAAGAAGGCCACUGAGACCCAGAAAUUUGGGAGAGGACUCUAGUGUGGAGGGGGAUGUUUUUCAAUACGAGGACUUCGAUCUGGAGCCAGAUACUAUCUACACGGAUUCGGAGGAAUCCGACACCGAAUUCCGAAAUAUCAGCUGGGUGCAGCCACCCAAGGAUGGGUUGGUUCUUAGGCGGAGACGGGUCUAUUCCAAAUGGAGUCGAUGGACCAAAUGUUCUCCAAAGUGUACAACAAGGAGAUACAAAAAAUGCCGGAUCAACGAUCAAUGUGGCCGUGAGGUUCUCCGCGAGAUCGCCUACUGCUACACGGAGGGCAGUUUCUGCCAGCAGUGGCUGCAGACGCAGUUCCAGAAGACACCCGCCUUCGAGACGAGACCGGGAUCCGGAUCCCCGGCGAAUGCCUUGCGAAGGAUGCAGUCCGAGCAGCCGGAAGUGUCUAGCAAUGACCUGAACUACAUUAUGACGGGAAAGGGCUACCGAGGACCAGAGUACACCCCACUAAAACUGAGCUGCGGCAUAGUUCGGAGUGCAACUGGACGAAGGAGCAUGUCCAACAUGCUGAAGAUCAUCGGAGGACGUGCGGCGAGGAAGGGCGAAUGGCCUUGGCAGGUGGCCAUCCUGAAUCGCUUCAAAGAAGCUUUUUGUGGAGGCACCCUCAUUGCUCCUAGAUGGGUGCUAACAGCCGCACAUUGUGUGAGGAAGGUGCUCUAUGUUCGCAUAGGUGAACACAACCUUAACUAUGAGGACGGUACAGAGGUGCAGCUGAGGGUAAUGAAGAGCUUUACACAUCCCAAUUUUGAUAAACGUACGGUGGAUAGCGAUGUGGCAUUGCUUAGGUUACCAAAAGCUGUCAAUGCCACCACUUGGAUUGGAUACUCCUGUCUCCCGCAGCCUUUCCAGGCGCUUCCUAAGAACGUGGACUGCACGAUAAUUGGAUGGGGAAAGCGGCGCAACCGGGAUGCCACUGGAACCAGUGUGCUCCACAAGGCCACCGUGCCCAUCAUACCGAUGCACAAUUGCCGCCGGGUUUACUACGACUAUACCAUCACUAAGAACAUGUUUUGUGCCGGACAUCAGAAGGGUCACAUUGACACUUGUGCCGGAGAUUCGGGAGGUCCUCUUCUAUGCCGCGAUACCACCAAACCCAAUCAUCCCUGGACCAUCUUCGGCAUCACCUCGUUUGGCGAUGGAUGCGCCCAGCGAAAUAAGUUUGGCAUCUACGCCAAGGUGCCCAAUUACGUGGACUGGGUGUGGUCGGUUGUUAACUGCAAUGGCAACUGCAAGAUGCAGUAGCAUCUCGGUGGGUACUUAGUAGUCGCGGAUUUAAGUCCGUCAAGUUGCAGAGGCUGUGAAAAACUAAUUUACACUUUAAGUGUCCGAUCCGGGAGAGAAAUCUUCGCUUGAUCACCAUGUCACAAUUCAUCAUGUGCUCAUUUUGCGAUCCUAAAGCUAAAUAACUAGAAGUUAAAAUGCAGCAAAGUCGAUUGUAAAUGUAGACAACCAAAUAUUUAUGUAAUUAAAUCUUUAAAAAAAGUCUUACUAAUUGAAAUUCUUAAUUUCGCUGGGGUUGAAUUUUCGUUUAACCCUCUUCUAAUGUACAUAACUAAAAUCUUUACGUUAUAUGUUAAAAAGUUAAUCAUGAUUCUCCUAUAAGUUAAAUAUAAUUAAAUUUGUCUUAAGGGCAGACAUGAAUCUGAGAUGGCAAGUAAAAUAAUAUUCUAACUCUAAUCUAACAUACAUUUUUAUUAACCUGAUGUCAGUGAAAAGUUUAAAGCCAUAAGAACUGUAAAUAAUAAAAGUCACCAUCUGUAAUUUAAACGAAAAAUACUCAGAUCGAUGCAACAAAUUAAACACUAUUAAAUAGGCUUUAAUGAUUAUAGUAACGAACUAGGCCCAAAAUAAAUAGAAAAAUGGAAUAAAGAUCUUAGCAAAGGACUCUUUCCUUUUUGUCGUACCAAAGAUUCACAGAUAUGUACAUUACUUAUUAGUUUAUUAUAUUGGUGUUAAAUGCUGCACAGUUUUGCUUCCACAAUAAAACUAUUUAACGUGAUCCCUA